Messenger RNA from Neocloeon triangulifer, 1349 nucleotides. RefSeq names its product vesicular integral-membrane protein VIP36. Gene Ontology annotation, biological process: Golgi organization; endoplasmic reticulum organization; endoplasmic reticulum to Golgi vesicle-mediated transport. The transcript has 6 exons. The record is from RefSeq and is a predicted model, not a curated record. Lineage: Eukaryota; Metazoa; Arthropoda; Insecta; Ephemeroptera; Baetidae. Bases 135 to 1109 code for a protein of 324 amino acids. Gene Ontology annotation, molecular function: D-mannose binding. Gene Ontology annotation, cellular component: endoplasmic reticulum membrane; endoplasmic reticulum-Golgi intermediate compartment; COPII-coated ER to Golgi transport vesicle.
CCCUUGGGCCGACAAGUCGCAGAAAUUCUCGACCGUUCUGUCAACAUCACAUUUAAUUCCACCAAAUUCGGGAUUAUGCGCCUUUGAUCGGCCGUUUCCCGAGGGACAGUUUGAGAAAUUAAGACUUAUUCGAGAUGGCAGGCGUGAUCAGCUUGGUCGCGUUCCUGCUGUGCUUCCUCCAGAUCAGCGCGGAGUGGAACACCAAGGACUUCAUGAAAAGGGAGCACUCGCUCAUCAAGCCGUACCAAGCUUCCAGUAUGUCCAUUCCCAACUGGGAUUUCAUGGGGAGCACGAUGGUGACCAACAACUACAUAAGACUAACUCCAGAUCUCCAAAGCAAAGAAGGCGCCAUUUGGAACACAGUGCCGUGCUUUGUGAAGAACUGGGAGCUGCACGUGCACUUCAAAGUGCACGGGAAGGGCAAAGAUCUGUACGGAGACGGAUUCGCCAUUUGGUACGCCAAGGACCGCAUGGUCGGAGGGCCAGUCUUCGGCAACCGAGACUUCUUCCAAGGACUGGCCAUCAUCGUUGACACCUACAGCAACCACAAUGGCCCACAUAAUCAUCAGCACCCUUUCAUCUCCGCCAUGAUCAACAAUGGGUCUCUUCACUACGACCACGACAGAGACGGCACCCACACACAGCUGGCAGGUUGCGAGGCCAAGUUGAGAAAUUUGGAGCACGACUCACACAUUAACAUAAGAUACGAAAAAGACACCCUAACCGUUUCGACUGACAUUGAAAACAAAGCUGCGUGGAAAGAGUGUCUUUCUGUCAAGGGAGUUCGCCUCCCUACCGGAUACUACUUUGGCGUUUCGGCAGCCACCGGAGAUUUGUCCGACACCCACGACGUCAUUUCCCUCAAGUUGUACGAACUGGAUUCGUCUGAUGACGUAGGAGUGGAAGAAGACAGGUCAAAAAUCCUGCCCUCGGCAGCCUUUUUUGAAGCUCCUCGGGACCACGUUGAAGACCCGAAACCGGCCUCGAUGAGUGGCAUCAAAAUCUUCCUGCUGAUGUUGCUGGGCACGCUGGCAGUGAUUGCGCUGGUCGUCAUCGGCAUCAUGAUUUACCAAAAGCAGCAGGAACAGUCGAGAAAGCGCUUCUACUGAGAGAGAGACCUGUUGUGUCCGAAUCGAGCCCCAGUUUUUACCACUGACCUUUCCGUAAUUUGUGUGUGCUGCUCAGCUAGUUAAUAUAGCCCUGUCUGUUUUAUGCGUGUGUGACCUGGGCAAUUGGUUGGUUUAAAAGAAAAGAAUUUGAUGAGAAAAACCUCACUUGUAAAUGUACGAAUGUACGAACAUAUGUAUUUGUGUAAUACUUACUAAAAAGCCACCUGCCAUUUUGUUAAA